Molecule: messenger RNA, 418 nt
Organism: Solanum tuberosum (potato)
Lineage: Eukaryota; Viridiplantae; Streptophyta; Magnoliopsida; Solanales; Solanaceae
Exons: 1
Source: RefSeq, a predicted model, not a curated record
AUGAAGAUCAGAAGGUUCGUGGUUGGAGAGUGGGUCUUAUUGAAGGUUUUACCCAUGAAGGGUGUGAUGAGAUUUGGGAAGGAGGACAAGUUGAGCCCAAGGUAUAUCGGUGAGGUGGCGUAUGAGUUGGCUUUGCCACCUAGUUUGUCGGGUGUUCACUCCGUAUUUCAUAUUUCAAUGUUGAAAAAGUAUCAUCAGGGUGGUGCUCAUGUGAUUCAAUGGGAUUCGGUGUUACUUGAUCAAAAUUUGACUUUUGAGGAGGAGCCGGUAACCAUUUUGGAUAGGCAAAUUCGAAAGUUGAGGUCGAAAGAGAUUGCUUCAGUAAAGGUUCAAUGGAAGUAUCAUCCAGUUGAGGAGGCUACAUGGGAGAUCGAGUCAGACAUGAGGAGUGUAUAUCCUCAGCUUUUUGAGCGUUCAG